Molecule: messenger RNA, 3335 nt
Organism: Elgaria multicarinata webbii
Lineage: Eukaryota; Metazoa; Chordata; Lepidosauria; Squamata; Anguidae
Gene: BTD
Product: biotinidase
Exons: 5
Coding region: 317-1855 (512 amino acids)
Biological process (GO): biotin metabolic process
Molecular function (GO): hydrolase activity, acting on carbon-nitrogen (but not peptide) bonds, in linear amides
Source: RefSeq, a predicted model, not a curated record
CCUAUGGUUGUUUCCCCUAGCUGCAAGCCUGCAGCUAGAGGCUGAAGUCCAGGGUGCCACAGCUGCGGGGGAGGGAAGCAAAUGACCACCCAGAGAACAGUAAGUGCAGAAGUAAGAGUUGAAAUCAACAGACGUUUGGGCCUUUGACCAGACCUGCUUUAUUUGCAGCUGACAAAGCCCAGCUAAUCACUGAUGUAGAAUUUUAGAAAAUCUGGAACUGGGCACUGUCAGAUACAAAAUACCAAACUACAUGGGCCGUUGGACUGUUCUUAGCUUGUUUGCAAAGGAAUGGUGCCAGUAGUUGUAUCACAGAUUCAUGGGAGACAUGUCUUUUGGCAGUGGCUGUAUACUUCUUCUGUUCUGUUCCCAAGUCCUCUUGGUAGAUGUUCCAAGAGAGGGGCAUUAUAUGGCUGCUGUGUACGAACAUCAUGUCAUCCUGAAUCCCAAUCCAACAGUCAUCACCGAUCGACAGUCUGCAUUACAACUGAUGAACAGAAACCUAGAUAUUUAUGAAGAGCAAGUGAUUGCUGCUGCUAAACAGAGGGCACAGAUAAUCAUUUUUCCUGAAGAUGGAAUUCAGGGAUUCAAUUUCACCAGGACAUCCAUUUAUCCUUACUUGGAUUUCAUUCCAUACCCUGACUCCGGAACAUGGAAUCCAUGCAAAGGCGCAUACUUGUUCAAUGACACCGAGGUUCUCCAUAGACUCAGCUGUAUGGCACUGAAGAAUCAAGUAUUUUUAGUGGUAAACCUAGGAACUAAGCAACCUUGUAAGCACAGUGAUCCCCACUGUCCACCAGAUGGAAGAUACCAGUUUAAUACUAAUGUAGUAUUUAGUGACAGUGGUACACUCAUAGCCAGAUACCGAAAACAAAAUCUGUAUUUUGAAUAUGCCUUCGAUACUCCACCAGAGAUAGAUUACACUACUUUUGAUACACCUUUUGCAGGUAAAUUUGGAAUUUUCACUUGCUUUGAUAUCCUAUUCUAUGAACCAGCUGUGAACCUUAUCAAGCAAUACAAUGUAAAACAGAUUGCAUAUCCUACGGCAUGGAUGAACCAGCUCCCACUUCUGUCAGCAGUAGAAUUUCAACGAGGUUUUGCAACUGCUUUUAACAUCAAUCUUUUGGCAGCGAAUAUCCAUCAACCUGUCCUUGGUAUGACAGGCAGCGGUAUAUACACUCCAUCAAACUCUUUCAUUUAUUAUGAUAUGGAAAGUGUUAAUGGUAAGCUUAUAGUGGCAGAAAUUCCUGUUAUUACAUCAGAGUGUGAAGCUCAGGUGCAGAACACUGACAACAUGCAGCAAAGUUUUUCAAGCUUCCAUACAGACAAUCAAGUUUGUUCUAAGGAGGAUCAAGAAGCCCACUGUGGCACAGCAGAGAAAGCAUCCUGGGAACCUCCACCCAUAUUUUAUGGAGAAAUGAUGUAUGACAAUUUCACUUUCAUGCCCAUAAUGGAAGCUAAAGGAAAUAUCCAAGUCUGUUCUAAUACACUUUGUUGUUACUUAAGUUAUCAGAGGUCAGUUUUAUCUAAUGAACUGUAUGUUUUAGGAGUUUUUGAUGACCUACACACAGUUCACGGAACAUACUAUAUACAAGCCUGUGUAUUAGUGAAGUGUGCCGGACUUAACUAUACUUCUUGUGGGCAAGAAGUCACAAAGGCAAGUGGACUGAUAGAUUUUCAGCUCCAAGGAAAUUUCAGUACUGCUGUUGUCUUCCCUCUGUUGCUAAGGUCUGGUGUCACUUUAGACUUUGCUGACCAUCUGGGAUGGAAAAACAAGUUCUAUGUCAUGCAGAAGAAGGGAGGAUCUAAUGGCUUAAUAACAGCUGCUUUAUAUGGUCGAUGGUAUGAGAAAGACUAAACCAUGUCUUGAACUGCCCAGUGAACUUCGGCUAUAGGGCGGUAUAAAAAUGGAAUAAAUAAAUAAAUCCAAAUGUAUCAGAAUGAUUGACUCAGGGAACUAAUUAAAGGGGACAAUCAAAUAUCAUGAGUAAUCAAAUGCAUGGAUUACUCAUGAGCUCUUUGGUUUGAACUGAAUAUACCUGAAGAAUUGAUUUAGGUUCGAUUAUUUCAUCAAUAUAUCAAUUGCGGGAGUCCACGAAUUUUGGUUCAUUUAGGCAAGGUGGGCUCUCUGACAUUGCACUAAACUUUGGAAGCACAUGCCUCCUAGUGCAAGAUCUCCAUCCCUGUCUGCUUCCUGAGCUUCAAGCUUAAGACAAACAAGGGGUAAAAAAUACAACUUGCCCGAGGAACAAGACAAGGUUGCCCGCUUUCACCGGUUUUAUUUGUAUUGGUCAUAGAACUAUUGGCGAACAUGAUAAGAGAGGACGAUGUUAUUGAGGGAUUAGGAUGGAAAGAGGAAAUAAAAUAAAUAUAUUUGCAGAUGAUACGGUAUUAACAAUUAAAAAUCCAUUAAAGAAAAUGGAUAGAUUAAAACAUCAUCUGAGGGAGUUUGAGGAAGUGAUGGGAUUAAAAAUAAAUUGGACAAAGUCAGAGAUGAUGUUGUUUAAUUAUAGUAAAAAAGAAGAGAGAGAUUGGGAGAUUCUCGAUCCUCCCAGAGUGCAGGACACGGAAUAACGAGCUCAAGUUAAAGGAAGCCAGAUUCCGGCUGGACAUCAGGAAAAACUUCCUAACUGUUAGAGCAGUGCGACGGUGGAAUCAGUUACCUAGGGAGGUUGUGGGCUCUCCCAACUGGAGGCAUUCAAGAGGCAGCUGGACAACCAUCUGUCAGGGAUGCUUUAGGGUGGAUUCCUGCACUGAGCAGGGGUUGGACUCGAUGGCCUUGUAGGCCCCUUCCAACUCUGUUAUUCUAUGAUUCUAUGAGUAAAGAGAAGAAUAUGAAAGUUAAAGAAAUAAUAAAAUAUCUGGGAAUUAAGCUUACUAGGAAGUUAGAACAUCUAGAAAAGGAAAAUUUAAAUAGUUUGAAAAAAGAAGUUAUGAGUAAACUAGAAAAAUAUAAAAGGAUAAACUUAUCUUGGUUUGGAAGAAUAGCCCUUAUAAAAAUGAGGAUUUUACCAAAAGUAAAUUUUUUAUUUAGAAUGAUGCCAAUAAGAAUAUCAGAAAAAGAAUUAAAAAGUUGGCAAAGUAUAGUAAAUAACUUUUGUAAUGGUGAUAAAGGCGAGAUUAAACAAAAAAAGUUGGUAUGUAAUGCAAAAAAAAAAGGAGGGCUAGGGCUCCCAAACUUAAAAUUAUAUCACGUAGCUAAUAGGUUGAGACAUGUAGUAGAAAGCAUGAUAGGAUUAGGAGAUUUAAGUUGGUUGGAGGAUAGAAAGGGAGAGGAUACAGAAUGGAAAUUAGAAAAUAUCUUUUUCAGAGAUUGUGCAAAGAAAUGGGGGGAAGAA